Molecule: messenger RNA, 5213 nt
Organism: Dermatophagoides pteronyssinus (European house dust mite)
Lineage: Eukaryota; Metazoa; Arthropoda; Arachnida; Sarcoptiformes; Pyroglyphidae
Biological process (GO): DNA integration
Molecular function (GO): nucleic acid binding; zinc ion binding
Source: RefSeq, a predicted model, not a curated record
AUUUAUUGUAUUAUUUAUUGUAUUUAUUAACCAAUGGUUACGACACGUUCCGGAAGGACAUACGAUACGGAUAUGACACCGGAUGAAAUCAAAGCCGAGGUCAAACGGAUCAAAGCUGAGAUUCGGUUUGCUGAAAAUAAGAUCAAGGGUUUGGGCGAACUCGAAGAUCACCAGGAAAUGAAACGUUUAAGUAACGAAUAUUACCGGUUGUGCAACAAAAUAAUCGAAAGCAACGCCCUAUCGACUGCUGAAGAAAAAGAGUUCGAUAGCUUUAAACCAAUAAUCGAUGAUAUCUUACGAAUAAGUUCUGGUUUCGCUAUUAUCAACAAUGGGCUAAACCGAUUACGGAAAAAAGAAGCUAUCGAUCAUGAUAAUAAAAUUACGCGGAAGAAGCUUGAUGAUAUGAAAGUCGUGGUCAGCUGCAUCCCGAACAUGGAAGAACAAUUGGUGGAAUUGGAGCGACAGUUUAUAUUGUUAUCGAUCGAACAAGACGACAAGAAUGAUGUUGCUCCAAGUGAAGGAACAACGGAUGCUGCCACAACAUCAUCAAGCAAUCAAACAUCGUAUAAUGAAGCGCAACCAUUUUGGUGGGAUUAUGGUUACCAACCACGUACAGGUCCAAAGAUUGAAGCGAAACGUUUAAAAAAGUACGAUGGUGAUCCAAUUGGAUAUCCGGUAUUUCGAAAGACAAUAUCGCAUUAUCUAAUUAACAAUCCGCAAUUACGAGGUAACCUGAACAAGCUGAUGGAAAUCCGUGAUUUGCUUCCCGAGAAACAUCAAUACAUCCUCGAUCGCGUAGAUCAGGUUGAACCGGACAUGGCUGAGGUAUUGAAAAUCCUGGAUUCCCACUAUGGAGGUAGAAGUCGGGUUAUCCCAGCCUUGAAAGCACGUAUACGGGCUGCAGUCAGAUUGCCAUUACGACCGACGGAAAAGGAAUGGGAGACAAUGACCGAAACGGUUAUUCUCGUACGAAAUACGUUACGCACGACUGGUUUGGAAACCGAGGAAUUUAGCCUGAUCAGCCCGAUAAUGGCAAAAAUCGAUCGUAUUCAUUUCACUAAUAUUGGUCAAGAAGAAGAAGUUACGUUGAAACAAAUCGAGGAUUAUCUCAAACAUGGUUGGAAUCGUGAGAGAACCAUUGGAUCUCAGAUCGAUCCCGAAGAUAUUGCUGCUGCUAAUAAUCCACGUAAAUCGGUGGUCGUGAAUAAUAGGAACAAGAACGUAAUGGUAUCGUCGGCGAAAACAAAAUGUUUGUUCCAGGAUGGCGAUCAUGCUACAGCUGAUUGUACAUUGGACGCCGAACAACGUAAAAAAGUUAUGAUCGAUAAUCGAAUGUGUUUCCGCUGCGGUUAUACGAAUCACCAAAGCCGGAAUUGUAAUCGCACUGUGAAAUGUACGAUAUGUGGACGUUGUCAUUUGUCCUUCCUCUGUCGCGAUUACAAACGAUCGAGUACGCAAACCAGUUCUGUAGUGAAUGGUUCAAAUCCUAGUGAAACCGUACCAAAACAAGUUGCUACGUCAUCAUCAUCAUCUACGAAUACGCCAGUGAUGCUGACCAUGAAUGAAAAAAGUCUGCAUAAAACUAUCGUUACGACAAUCAAUAACAGGAAGGUACGUAUAUUAUUCGAUGAUGGUGCCGGUGUAUCGUUUAUAUCAAAAAGAUUGGCCGAUUUAUGGCAAUUACCGUACGAAAAUGUUGAUCCUAUCCAUAUGGACACAUUAAGUAAUUCUAAUCCUACGACGACUGGUGAUCAAUGUGUUAAAUUACGUUUACCGAUUUGGAAUGGUCAUCAGGAAGAUUUGAAUUUCCGUUUGAACGAAAAAUUGAAUAAAUUACGAUUUGAUUGUUUAUCGGUUCAUGAUCAAGAACAAUUACGAAAUAUUGGUAUUGAAUUUCUGGACGAACCAAGUGCUGUCGAUUUAUUAAUCGGACUUGACAAUAUCAAUUUAAUCCAGUUGAACGAUGAACGACGUAUAACUGACAAAAUUAUUGCGAAAAAGACGACAUUAGGUUGGCUAGUGUUCGGUCUAACGAAAACGGAAAACAUAUUGUUGACAUUGUAUCAAAACGAUAUGCAGGAAACAAGUCCAGAAUACGAUGUUGAUGAUGUUUCGAAAGACGCUAUGGAAAAGUUCAUCAUCAAUUAUUGUAACGACGACAAUGUACGAUACGACGAAAGCCGGAAACGGUAUUCAAUUAAAUUACCAUUUAUUAAUAACGUAGACAUCGACUCAAAUUUUGUAGCCGCUAAAAAUAUUACGACAAAUAUGAUUCGACGUAUGAACGAAAAGCGUCGUGAAGAAUAUCAAGCAUUAUUGACCGAUUUAGAGCAGAAGGAAAUAAUCGAAUCGACGAAAAUUAUUACGAAUGACGGAUAUCAUAUGCCGCACUUUGUGGUGGCACGAGAAGAUAAAAAUACCACAAAGUUGCGAAUGGUGUUCCAUGCGUCGCAUGGUUCGAAACCGUUAAACAAGGCAAUAUUCAAGGGCAUCACGUCCUGGAGUAUUAUUCGAUCGAUAUUGACAUUCAGGAUGAAACCGAUUGGCGUGAUCAGUGACAUUCAAUCCGCCUUCCACAAUAUCGAAGUCCAACAGGAACAUCGGAAGUUUAUCAAGUUUCUUUGGAUGAAUAAUGACGAUCAAUUAAUAUGUUAUCAAUUUAACAGAUUACCGUUUGGAUUAUCGUCGAGCCCGUUCGUAUUGUACGCAGUGAUUAAUCAUCAUAUUAAAAAGUAUCAAGAUAAAUAUCCGAACGCGGUAAAAAUGGUUCGUGAUGGAUUAUACGUCGACGAUAUGAUAUUCUCAGCUGACGAUGCAAUUGAAGUUGAAGGUAUCAAACAACAAUGUAUUGAGAUAUUUUCGGAUGCAUCAAUGAAUUUACGAAAGUGGCGAACAUCGGAUGAUGAUUUAAAUCGACAAUGGAACGAUGAUUUAGCCGAAUCGAAAGUAUUAGGAAUGGAAUGGACCAACGAUGAUCAUCUUCAAAUCGCCAUUCCCGAAUUUAAAAGUAACGAACCGAUCACGAAGCGAAAUGUAGUGAGCUAUUUAGCAUCAAUUUAUGAUCCAUUUGGUUUCGUUCUGGCUACCAGUUUUAAAUUGAAAUUAUUGGUUCACGAAGCAUGGAUGAAAGGACUUGAUUGGGACGAGGUGAUGCCAAACAAUUUAGCACGUGAUGUAUUGAAAGCGGUGGUCGAAAUCGAUAAGUUGAAAACUUUUAAGUUUAAACGUUUUAUGUUUGACCAAACCGUGAGUACCUAUGAUUUAAUGAUUUUUGUUGAUGCCAGUAAGAAUGCCAUUGGUAUUGCUGCUUACGUGUCGGAUGGUCGAAUUUUAUCAUUGGUUUACGCAAAGUCGAAGUUGAUCAAACAUCGAAAAAUCGUUACAGGUGAAUUGCUAGCCCUAUCAUAUGGUGCAAACGUAGCAAGUUCCUUGAAGGAAAUGAUCCAUCCGAAACGAACCGUUAUGUUCUCGGAUUCAAUGGACAAUGUACAUCGACUGACGCAGGAUAUUAAUAAAUUUCCGUAUCCAGUUGCCGUUCAUUUGUAUAAUAUCAAAAUGAAAGUGAACGAGAUACGUCAUAUACCAGGAAACAUCAAUCCAGCGGACGCGUUUACACGUGGUGUGAAUGUUGAUCAGCUUAAUGGUUUACAUCGUUGUAAUCUUAAUGAUAUUGUUAAUGAUGAUGACACGAACGUGAUGAUGAUUACAACCACCGUAUUGACUACCGCGAAUUAUGAUCUAUCGAACAUCGAUUUGGAUGCUGAAUUAAGCUACGAUGAUUGGAUUAAACUGAUUGAUGAACAACCGUCAGAUUGGAAGAAGACGAUUGAUACUAAUGAAAAUUCGUUAACGAUUUUAAUUAAAUUAAUUCAACAAAAGUUUAUUACCGAUGAUAUGCGGAAAAAUAUACCAAUGUUUAUCGAUGAUAACCAGAUUUUACGUUGUCAAAGUCGACUUGAUAAUGCUGAUUUUACGUACGAUGAGAAAUAUCCAUUGAUUUUACCUAAAUGUGCUUUUACUACAUCGUUUUUAACCAAUUUACAUGAACAAGAUGAACACGGAUCUGUAAACUAUACAUUAUCGAAUUUACGUACGAAGUAUUUUGUACCAAAAGCAAGACAAUUAUUGAUCCGCAUAAAAAACAAGUGCUCGAAAUGUCGUGCUUUACAAGCAAAACCGUUGGACGUGUUCUUAGGAUGUCCACCGCCAGAAAGAUUGAAUCGUAGUCAGCCGUUUGAACAUAUUGGUGUUGAUUUGUUCGAACUGAAAACGGAACCGAAAGCUAUUGGUAUGAUAUUUACAUGUGCUACUACGAGAUCGGUACAUUUUGAAUUAUUGGAAGAUGCUACCGCACAAAGUAUUUGUAAUGCCUUUAUGGUUUUCUCUGAUCUAAAUCGAAUACCGAUGACUAUAUUUUCUGAUAAUGGUCCAAAUCUAAAGAAAUUUAGUCAAUUAUUGAAAAGUGCAUUGCACAAAUUGAAUUACGAAUUUAAAUGGCAUUUCAAUACGCCUGCAUCUCCAUUUCGUGGAGGUUUUUUCGAAUCAUUGAUCAAGACCAUGAAGAAAGGUUUUUAUUGUAUCAAUUGGCAACGGAAAUUGGAUCGAAAUGACAUUAGACGUGCAUUAUAUCGAAUACAAGCGAUCAUGAAUGGACGUCCGUUAAUUCAUGAUAAAGAUACGAUAUUGACACCAAAUCAUCUACGAUUUGGUUAUAAUCCAAAGGGGCCGUUGGUGCCACCGAAACGUGGUUUACCCGUGGAGCCACUGUUGUCAUACUGGCGAGGAACACAAAAGCAUAUCGACGCCGCUUGGCGGAUCUAUCGGGAUAUCUAUCUAAAGGGACUGCGGUCAUUCUAUCGGAAUGGCCACACAUAUCAACAUAUGGCAGUCGGAGAUAAAGUGUUAAUGAUUGAUGAUCAUCUUCCCGUUAGUUUAUGGAAAAUCGCUACGGUCACGAAUACAAUACCAGAUAAACGAGGAAUCGUGAGAACGUAUGAGGUCGAAUUGGACAAACGAAAAUAUCGACGUCCUGCACAACGGCUUGCGCCAUUGGAGGGGGCAGGAAUGGACAAAAAAUUUUGACCAUGAAUGGGUUUCAUACAUUAACUUGGUCAAGGUCGUAUUUAAGACAAACUGCGCACAUAUAAAAGGGCCAGUAACAUCAUUUUUAAAAUUGUGAUCAUUAUGAUUGUUGUUGUUUUUAUUUUUCUCUG